CCACAUUGUGAGCAGCGAAUGCAGCAGACUAGAUUGACUGAAGUGCGGGUAAAGCGCUGCUUCACCGAGAAGGCGUGUUUGGGCCUUCCGGAUACUGAGGAAUGAAAAACGGCGAAGGCAACAGUGAAAAAUCGUAAAUUAAAACAAGUUGGUGUUGAUUCUGAAUGUGGGGGUUAGCGUUUUGCUUGGUACAGGUACUAAGGGAUGGAGGAAUACUACAUCAGGCUGAAAAUCUACCCGCUGUAGAAGAACAGGCUGGGGAGAAACUCAGCUACUCGUGCUGCAUUUGCCAGUAUGAAAGAUGACGCCCCCCUCCGAUAGUGACUGCCAGGAGGUCAGAGGUGAGAGUUGGCAGUGUAGCCACGUGUGUGUCGCUACCAUGAUGGCACGGCUGCCGCGAGCUGUGCCGGUGGCCUGGUUGAAGGUUAACAGGAGCCUGCGGAGUGGAGUCGAGGGCAGAGGGGCGGGACGAGGAGCGAAGACAGACACCUGGUGGUGGAGAAGAAGCUACAGCUCGGCGCCGACGAAAGCGGCUCUGCGCCUCCCCAGGAUGGAGUACCAGGAUGCGAUAAUGGCACUGAACACUCUCCAGACCAAUGCCAGCACCCUGGAACAGAUCCGACGGGAACAGCAGCUUGGCCGAACAAAUGGCACUCUGGAAGCAAUGAACUCCUUUAUUCACCGCGCUGGAAUGAAGAUUGAGGAGUUGGACCAGCUUGCCAUCAUCCAUGUGACUGGAACAAAAGGCAAGGGUUCAACGUGUGCGUUUUGUGAGAAGAUAUUGCGUGAAUAUGGACUAAAGACUGGUUUCUAUAGCUCUCCACAUCUGGUGCAAGUAAGGGAGAGAAUCAGAAUUAAUGGCAAACCAAUCAGCAGAGAACUCUUUACAAAGUACUUCUGGCAGGUUUACAACCGAUUGGAUGAAACUAAGGAUACCGACGCUGGGGCCAUGCCUGCAUACUUCCGUUUUCUCACCAUCCUUGCCUUUCAUAUCUUUCUGCAUGAGAAGGUUGACCUGGCAAUAGUGGAGGUUGGAAUUGGAGGUGCCUAUGAUUGUACCAACAUAAUUAGGCACCCUGUUGUGUGUGGGGUUUCAUCACUGGGGAUUGAUCAUGUCAGUAUCCUAGGAGACACCAUGGAGAAAAUUGCGUGGCAGAAAGGGGGAAUUUUCAAGCCGGGCGUCCCAGCGUUCACAGUUUCGCAACCCAGUGGUCCAAUGUCUGUCCUUGUUGAAAGAGCAAAGGAAAUUGGGUGUUUCCUGCAGCUCUGUCCGGAAUUGGAGGAUUUCCAGUCUGAGGGGGAGAGGUUGAGCUUGGGGUUGGCAGGAGAACAUCAGAAAUCUAAUGCGUCUCUGGCGCUGCAGCUGUGUAGGACGUGGCUGCAGCAUCAUAACCACCCAGAUUUUCCUCCACUCCAACAACCUCUGGACUUUCCUGAAAGAUAUGAGAUGCAGCGACCACCCAUCAGCUCAGGAUUCUGCCUAACUACCCCCAUGAUAAAUGGAUUGCGUGAUACAAAAUGGCUAGGCCGAUCGCAGAUCCUGAAGCGAGGACCAGUGACGUAUUACAUUGAUGGCGCUCACACUAUUGGUAGUAUAAAGGCCUGUGUCAAGUGGUUUCGGGAACAUUCGUUGAAGGAAGCAAAAGCUGUGGGAGGACCCGUGGUACAGGUACUACUGUUCAACACAACAGGGGAGCGUGAUGCUGCCGCACUACUUAAGCUGCUCAUGCCUUGUCAGUUUGAUUUUGCUGUUUUUUGCCCCAAUCUCUUGGACAUGGCACAAAAUCUGAAUGCUGAUCAGAAAAAUUAUACAGUGUCUCUGGAGAACAUGCUUAGCCGUUGCCUUGACAACCAUCGUGCCUGGUGUAAACUUACAGAGGUGAAGCGUGAUAAUUUAUGGAAUUUAACAGGCAGUACUCUAGAAGGCCCAACCACAUUUGUUAAGAGGGAUGAUUUGGAUGAGGAAAUGCUACUGUUGCAUGAUCCAGAGUGUGAACAGAUAACCACUCGUGCACUUGUCUUCCCUUGCAUCAACAAUGGCUUGCAGUGGAUAACACAAGGACGUGAUCCUGACCUUCAGCCUUCAUUGGCCAAUCCACUCAAAAUGCAUCCAGCAGGAGCUGCAGCACUGAAGGAAGCUUCAACCAUACAAAUCCUGAUCACAGGAAGCCUCCAUCUCGUAGGCGGGUGCCUGAAACUUCUUGACCAGUCCUUGUCUCAGUGAUUUUGUUUUCAGACCUUGCUCUAAUGACCUACUAUGGAGGAAGUGUUGGCUAGGGGAAUAGUUUCUAGGUUUGUUGUACUGGACAUUGUUCAGAUACUAAGUAUUUUGAUGUAGAAGAGUUAACACAAGGUGAUGGUAUUGACUGAGUGGAAGCUUUCAUUUCACCAGAAGGAAAUUGGCCGUCAUGGGAUAAUAACUUUCUCUUGCAGGCUUUGUGUGUGAAGUGUAGGCCAGUCUUUUAUGUCUAAUGGCAUGUAUUAGUUAAAUUUUUGCACAUGAAAUAUUUAAAAGAAAAAGUCUUACAUUUUCUAGGUCUUAAAAACUGGAAUAUAAACUUGGUCCAAAGUAA
Rhincodon typus (whale shark) is the source of this 2573-nucleotide messenger RNA. It is a transcript of the gene fpgs, whose product is annotated as folylpolyglutamate synthase. The record is from RefSeq and is a predicted model, not a curated record. Gene Ontology annotation, biological process: tetrahydrofolylpolyglutamate biosynthetic process. Gene Ontology annotation, molecular function: tetrahydrofolylpolyglutamate synthase activity; ATP binding. The transcript has 16 exons. The coding region runs from base 302 to 2224 and encodes 640 amino acids. Gene Ontology annotation, cellular component: cytosol; mitochondrion; cytoplasm. NCBI's taxonomy places the organism in Eukaryota, Metazoa, Chordata, Chondrichthyes, Orectolobiformes, Rhincodontidae.